AUGCAUUUCUCGACCGCAACCAAGAUCCUGGCCUUCUUUGCCAUCACCGCCACUGCCAUAGCAACCAAAUCUCGCCGCCAGGCAGCCGAUGUCUGCAUGCUCGACUCUGUCACCGAUAAUCCUUCUCAAGACGAUGUCCAAGCAUCCAUCAACCAAUGGAACACCGACGUCAAUACCGUAAACGCUUUUCUCAACCAAGCCAGUGGCUUCGCUCACGGCAUGGAGAUCCAAAACGCCACCAUGCAAACCCUGCUCUUCGCCCAAGACGAACCCUGCCAACUCAAGACUCUGAUCAGCAUCAGCGACUUUAUCGGUGGCGGCACUGAUGCCUUCAAUUGUGCAGCCAUGGACCUCAUGACGGUCUUUGACACCCACGUCCUUCAAAACCUCAGGACUAUUAUUAUGUCGCCUAGUGACAGCGAUGUGAUUACUCAUGCCAUCAGCGAUAUCAAUACUUUUAGGUGUUGCAAUGUUUUGCCUGAUGCUAAUAUUCUUUGGUUGGAUGCUGCUACUGAUAAUGGGAUUGCGGAUCAGGUCAAUGUUACGCCGGGACGUGAGGAUGCUUGUGCUAAUAUUGAUUGUGGUACCGUGGCUACGGCUGCUAAUUGUACUUCUCUCAAUAAUGGGAAUAAUCCUUUGAACUAG
Aureobasidium melanogenum CBS 110374 is the source of this 645-nucleotide messenger RNA. RefSeq lists its product as uncharacterized. The record is from RefSeq and is a predicted model, not a curated record. Bases 1 to 645 code for a protein of 214 amino acids. Lineage: Eukaryota; Fungi; Ascomycota; Dothideomycetes; Dothideales; Saccotheciaceae. The transcript has a single exon.